Molecule: messenger RNA, 5224 nt
Organism: Arvicanthis niloticus (Nile rat)
Lineage: Eukaryota; Metazoa; Chordata; Mammalia; Rodentia; Muridae
Source: RefSeq, a predicted model, not a curated record
UCAUAAAUUGUUGAAUUAAAAGAAUGCAGCACAACAGCAUUGAUGUAGUGACCUAUGAUGACGUGCAUGUGAACUUCACUCCGGAAGAGUGGGCUUUGCUGGAUCCUUCUCAGAAGAGUCUCUACAAAGAUGUGAUGUUGGAGACCUAUAGGAAUCUCACAUGUAUAGGCUGCAUUUGGGAAGAUCAUACUGUUGGUGAACAUUUUCCAAGUACUAGAAGACAUGGAAGGCAUGAAAGAAUUUGUACUGGAGAGCAACCCUCUGAGAUUACUCAUUGUGGCAAAGCUUUUGCAUAUCAGAGUCAUACUCAAACGCAUGAAAGAACUCAUAGUGGAGAGAAACCCUAUAAAUGUAACCACUGUGGUAAAGCCUUUGCCGGAAGCAGUGGCCUCGAAUAUCAUAAAAGAACACAUACAGGAAAGAAACCCUAUGAAUGUAAUGAAUGUGGUAAAGCCUUUACAGCAAGCAGUGUUUUCCAAUAUCAUAAAAGAACACAUACAGGAGAGAAACCCUAUGAAUGUAACCAAUGUGGUAAAAUCUUUGCAGCAAGCAGUGGUCUCGAAUAUCAUAAAAGAACACAUACAGGAGAAAAACCCUAUGAAUGUAAUCAAUGUGGUAAAGCCUUUACAGGAAGGAGUGGUCUCGAAUAUCAUAAAAGAACACAUUCAGGAGCGAAACCCUAUGAAUGUAACCAAUGUGGUAUAGCCUUUGCAGGAAGCUGUGACCACGAAAAAAUUAAAGAAACACAUACAGGAGAGAAACUCUAUGAAUGUAACCAAUGUGGUAAAUUCUUUGCAGCAAGCAGUGGUCUCAAAUAUCAUAAAAGAACACAUACAGGAGAGAAACUCUAUGAAUGUAACCAAUGUGGUAAAGCCUUUACAGGAAGGAGUGGUCUCGAAUAUCAUAAAAGAACACAUUCAGGAGAGAAACCCUAUGAAUGUAACCAAUGUGGUAAAUUCUUUGCAGCAAGCAGUGGUCUCAAAUAUCAUAAAAGAACACAUACUGGAGAGAAACCCUAUGAAUGUAACCAAUGUGGUAAAGCCUUUACAGGAAGAAGUGUUCUCCAAUAUCAUAAAAGAACACAUACAGGAGAGAAACCCUAUAAAUGUAGCCAAUGUGGUAAAGCCUUUGCACAAAGCAGUGGUCUCCAAUAUCAUAAAAGAACACAUUCAGGAGAGAAACCCUAUGAAUGUAACCAAUGUGGUAAAGCCUUUGCAGGAAGCCGUGUUCUCCAAUAUCAUAAAAGAACACAUACAGGAGAGAAACCCUACGAAUGUAGCCAAUGUGGUAAAGCCUUUGCACAAAGCAGUCGUCUCAAAAUUCAUAAACGAACACAUUCAGGAGAAAAACUCUAUGAAUGUAACCAAUGUGGUAAAACCUAUGCUGGGAGUAGUAGUCUUGAAUAUCAUAAAAGAACACAUACAGGAAAGAAAUCCUAUAAAUGUAACCAAUGUGGUAAAGCCUUUGCAGGAAGCACGGGUCUCAAAUAUCAUAAAAGAACACAUUCAGGAGAGAAACCCUAUAAACGUAACGGAUGUAGUAAAGUCUUUGCACAAAGGAGUAAUCUCCAAAGAUAUAAACAAACAGACACAGUAGAAAAGCCCUAUGAAUAUAACCAAUGUUGUAAAGCCUUUGCAGGAAGCAGUGACAUCCAGAAACUUAAAGAAAUGCAUACAGGAGAGAAAUCCUAUGAAUGUAACCAAUGUGGUAAAGCCUUUGCAGCAAGCAGUGGUCUCAAAUAUCAUAAAAGAACACAUACAGGAGAGAAACCCUAUGAAUGUGCUCCAUGUGUUAAGGCUUUGAAGUAAGGUGUCACCUCCAAAAACAUAAAUGAACAUAUACAAGAACAAAUCCUUAUUAAUGUAAUGAAUCUAAAACUUUUUUACAAAUCAAUAUUUUAAUAUGCAAAGAACACAUAUUUGAGAGAAACCCUUUGAGUGUAUUCAAUGUGGUAAAGCGUUUUCACGAAGCAGUGGUCACUAAAGUCAUAAAAGGACACAUACAAGAGAGCAGUUUUUGAAUGUGAGCAAUGUGGUUUUAAACCUUUGUCACAAAACAGUGUCCUCCAAAUAUAUAAAGGAACUUAUACUGAAGAGAAACCCUGUUUGUAUCAUCAAUGUUCUGAAAUUCUUCUAUGUCCCAAUCAUCUUCAAAUACAUAAAAGGACAUGUACUGGAGAGAAAUCCUCUGAAUGUAACUAAUGUGGUAAAUCCUGUGCACAAAAGAGUCAUCUCCUAGUACAUCAAAGGAUACACACUGAAGAGAAAUCCUAUGAAUAUAAGCAAUGUGGUAAACUUUUUCCAAGUCACAGUUCUCUCCAGGUAAAUAAAGAAGACACACUCAGGAGAAAUUCUCUAAACGUCAUCAACAGGAUAAAGCCUUUUUCCUUGCAAUUCCCUUCAAGUACAUAAAAGAAGACAUACAGGUGAGAAUGUAAGCAGUGUGGUAAAGCUUUGAUAUGUCAGUCAUAUUCAGAGGCACAAAAGAAACCAUAAUGUAGAGGAAUUCUGUGAGUGUAUUUAAUAUACUGAAGCACAUUUCUAUAGUUGUCAUCACCAUGAAACAAUCCAUGCUGCGUAGAAAUUUAUGAAUACAUCUAAUAUUGUGAAUCCUUUUCAGAUUUCUCGUUUUCAUCAGCAUGAAAGAAAAACCUUAUGAAUGCACUAUAUGAGGAAGGCUUUAUACAUUUUUAUGGUCUUCAUCAUCAUGAAAGUACUCAUAAUGGAGAGAAAGUCUAUGAGUGUAAACGAUGUGGUAGAGCCUUUCUGGUGUGGGGUCCUCUCAGAUCCAACACCACUCAGUCUCAGGUAAUGCAGGUGACAGGAGUUUAUGUUAAUAAAGCUGCUGCUGGAUCAUGACAUACUUGGAACAUAAUGUGUGACUUGUAACACACAUUUUCCCACUGUGAGCCAUAGUGUUAUAGAGCUGUCAUCCUACAGUCCAAAACGCUGGCCCACAAUUAAUUCUGUCUGAAAGAACUGCGGCAACAAAACCGGAGAAGAGCCUGAGCAAAAGGAGGUUCAGUGAUAUGACCAAAUUUCAAUCCAUCUCAAUGGGUGCCCUCAGGUCUGAUACUAUUUCUGAUGCUAUAGUCUACGUACAAACAGAGGCCUGUCAUGACUGACUCCUAACAGGCCCAAUAAGCAGCUGAGACAAUGAGAUGCAGAUGUUUCUACCAAAUCAAUGGACAGAAACUGGUAAUCCCUGUGGUUGAGUUAGGGGAAAGCUGGAAAAAGUUGAGGAGGAGUGCGACCCAGUAGAAACACCAUCAGUCUGAACUAACCUGUACCCCUGGCAUCUCUCAGACACUAAGCCACCAACAAGGUAGCAUAAACCACCUGAUAUACAGUAGAGGACUACUGGGUCUGGACUCAGUCAGAGUACAUAUGCGUGAUACUCCAGAAACGUGGGACCCCAGGGAGUGAGGAGGUCUGGUGUGGGGGUUGUGCAUGGGUCUCCCCUUCUUGGAGACUGAGGGAGGAAGAGUAGGAUGAGGAAGAGUUAGGGGUGGCCAGGAGGGGUAUAAAAUCUGGAUUGUAAAAAAUGAUUGAACAAUAAAUGAAAAGACAAAAAAUUAUAAAAGAAAAAGAAGGCUGCUUAUUGAAUCUUUCUAUACCAUUGGUGAUUUUGUGUUCCUGGAACAAGGACAUGCUAUUAUGGGAAAGAAGACCUAUAUAUGUGCUAGUAGGAAAAAAAAGGCUUUUGAUCCCUUCCAGUGUGAUAUGGGUCAGAUAUGACAGCAGAUGUCCCCCCGAUAAUUUAACUAAAGGAAAAAAAAAAUUUCAGAAAAUCAAACAAGCAGGAAACAUGAUUUCCUGAUUCCUCCAUAAAAAGUCUCUACAUAAAACUUCAGAUAAAAGUAGACAAUUCAUGUUGUUGUUUAUGGAACACUUAAGAUUCAACAUGCCAUCAUUACUAUGGCAUGAAUGAAGAUUUAUUACGAUUACUUACUGGUCAAAUUAACUUUUAAAAGGAUAGUUUUCUUGUACCUGCUCAGAUCAGAAGCAAAAUUUGAUCCUUAAGUAAACUGUGCACCUUGCACAAUCCAUAGGAAUAUCUUAAUAGUACUGAAAUCCUAGUUGUAAGAUUCAUAUAUUGCAGAAUGUCCCCCUUUUGACAAGAUUCAUUGUUGGGGAUGCUGAGAUGACCUGUUGAUGCAGCUACCUGCCUCCUGAUGCUGGAAGAAAUUGGUGAAAUAUUUUGGAUUUCCUCUAAUGCUACUUGUUUUAAAUCAGUUCCCAAAUUGUCCAAGAACCAUGCAUUUGUGAUGAUGUGCAUUCUAUUCUCAGCUGGUUCUAAUUGGUAGACUUGCACAGCCACCAUCAGGGAGCAGGAAAUUAACCAGUUACUAAUAUGCCCAAUAUCUGCCUAUCAGUCAUUUUUCAAUAAACAAGAAAAUUUCCACAUUGGAAAGAAAUGCUACCAAUGAAAUUAAUGUGAUAAGGCCUUUUUUGCAACACAGUUAUCCACACCUACAUAGCACAUACUGGACUGGAGACUUAUGAAUAAGCAAUUGGUAAAUCAUUUGCAUGUAACUAUAUUUUCAAGUACCGUGAGAAAGGCUAUGCUGCAGAUGAACCCGUAUUUGAAGGCAGUGUGGGAACAUUUUGCAGUUUAAUUUCUUUUAUCUAAGAGUAAUAUGUUUAGUGUAUAAUCAGUCUUAACUCUUUGCACGUCACAGUAUUCUUUGAGAACAUAAGGCACCACUCAGAAGGGCAUCAGUAACCAUAAAGGAUUUGGUAAGAUCUAUAGCCAACACACAAAGUUCUUUAUUAGGAAAAAAUGUGUCAACAGUCUAUUCAAGGUGUAUAAUGUGAUGUUCUUCUCUAUUUUGUUUGAAAUUGUAAUCUUACUUCUCUCCAAUUACAUAAAAUUUUCCAACCAAGUGUCAAACUUUAUAACUGUGUAUUAAUGUGUUUCCUGUUGCUGUGCUAAAACCCAAUAUCUAAAGCGACUUAUAAAAGAAUUUAAUUUGGCAUAUGGCUUUGGUGGGGUAUGAUUUCACAUGAGAUGUAGCAACACAACUGUUACAAGUUCCCUUCAGAUGUUGUGAUUUGUUAUGUAUCAUGACUUGGAUGUCAGUCAUUACUCAAGGAUAUAUUGUAUCUCUUGAUCUUCAUGGUUCAGCCUAUUGAAUACAAAUUAUAGCAUAGUAGAUGCACCCCAAUAUUUUCUGUUUUGUUAGCAUAUCUCAACAAUGUUAAUGUUAAACUGCUUAAUAGAA